CCCGGAUGAAGAGUAACGCCAUUACCGCAGGAGCCCGCGCGCACUCGCGGACUGCGAGUGGACAUCGGCUGGCCGCACCAUGAGACUCCUCCCCCGCCUGCUUCUGCUUCUCCUGCUCCUGUUCCCCGCCACCCUCGUACUCAGAGGCGGCCCCGGAGGCUCAUUAGCAGUGGCUCAAGAUCUUACAGAGGAUGAAGAAACAGUAGAAGAUUCAAUAAUUGAAGAUGAAGAUGAUGAAGCUGAGGUGGAAGAAGAUGAACCCACAGAUCUGGCAGAAGAUAAAGAGGAAGAAGAUGUAUCUGGUGAACCUGAAGCUUCACCAAGUGCAGAUACAACUAUCUUAUUUGUAAAAGGCGAAGAUUUUCCAGCAAAUAACAUUGUGAAGUUCCUGGUAGGCUUUACAAACAAGGGUACAGAAGACUUUGUUGUUGAAUCUCUAGAUGCCUCAUUCCGCUAUCCUCAGGACUACCAGUUUUAUAUCCAGAAUUUCACAGCUCUUCCUCUGAACACUGUAGUGCCACCCCAGAGACAGGCAACUUUUGAGUAUUCCUUCAUUCCUGCAGAACCCAUGGGUGGCCGACCCUUUGGUCUAGUCAUCAAUCUGAACUACAAAGAUUUGAAUGGUAAUGUAUUCCAAGAUGCUGUCUUCAAUCAAACAGUUACAAUUAUUGAAAGAGAGGAUGGGUUAGACGGAGAAACAAUCUUUAUGUAUAUGUUCCUUGCUGGUCUUGGGCUACUGGUUGUUGUUGGCCUUCAUCAGCUCCUAGAAUCUAGAAAGCGCAAGAGACCCAUACAGAAAGUAGAAAUGGGUACGUCAAAUCAGAAUGAUGUUGAUAUGAGUUGGAUUCCUCAGGAAACUUUGAAUCAGAUCAAUAAAGCUUCACCAAGAAGGUUGCCCAGGAAACGGGCACAGAAGAGAUCAGUGGGAUCUGAUGAGUAAAUGUUCCUUUGUGCAACAAUUCAGUCUUUACUUAACCUGCCCUAAUAUUUUUCGGCCUGAUGAGAAUUAGUGCAGCGAAGCCAUAUCACCAUAGAAGGCGCCUGCUACUUAUGUGUGGACCGAGCAAUCAGAGUCUAUGGCGAUAAUAUUGCCGAAAGUGCACUGCAUUCAUUUUUCUAAAGUAACAAAUUUGGUUUUUUUUUAAACCAUUAAAAUUUAUGUGUGUGUGUGUGUGUAUGUAUGUGAGCAGUUGGUCUUACCAGAAUCAUUGUUGAACUACCUGAAUGCCUUUAGAAUACUCAACAUAAUGCUGUUGACUUGUCCCUAUUGACAUUUUCUGAUAUUCUCUCCCCCACAAACUCUGACUAUUUGCCCAGUAUGAUUAUAGCUGUCAUGCUUUAGAAUGUUUUAAAGAAAAUAAUUUAUUUCUUCUUUAGAGUAGUUCACAUCCCCUUUGCUGGCACAAAAUUAGCAUUUUGUUGUCAUUGUUGCUGUUUUACAAGUAAUAUUCUAAAGGCACACACAGGAGUAGCUACUUUUUAGCAAUAGAAUUGUUUUGGUAUUUUGCUGCUGUUUACUAUAAUGCGCACAUUCAGAAAACUCAAAUGAGCUCAAGGAAUUUGGGGACCUUUAGCAACAAAAUUGUGAAACAUGAAAAUUCUUCUGACUUUGAUAUCUAAAAUUCUACCCCACCCUCCUUUUUUUGACAAACAGAAAGUAGUACCUGUGCAGACUGAGUUGUGUUGUCCGUCGUCGUCCUAUUUUUGACCCAGAGGAUAGCUCUGCAAUGAUUUUAGACUUACUUUUUAAAGAGACAGUUUUUCUCUCCUUAAUAGAAACCUUGCUUUAAAAAAACUUUGUUAGUCUACAGACAAAGCAGAAAGUCAAGUUACAGGGCUAAAAAUAUAUUCCAACUAAUUCUGACGUGUAAAGGAAAUGACUUUGAUUUUUUUCGUUGUUGUUGUUGUUGUUAACUAAUUAUUUUUAUCUAAUCUUUUGGGUAUUUUGGUUGUGGCAUGAGCUUUUUUUUAAUCUGAAAAUUUUUAAAAAUGUAAGCACUUAAGAUUCUCGGAACCGAAAUUAAAUUGGACACCGUAAAAUCCUCUUAGAGUUACUCUUGCUCUAGGUAGUAAAUUAAGUUUAAAUAAAGGGUAAAGUAAAAUAGUAAGAACAAAGAAGAUGGAAACGCCCCUCUGUCUUUAAGCCAUAUUCUCUCACAUAUAUUUUUAAGGAAAUGGUAAAUGAAAUGUUAGUGUCUGUUGAAUUCCUGACCUGUCUUUAAUUCUCCUUCUCUCUGUAAUCCCCACCUAUUUGAGCCAGAACCAAUGACAUUAGAAUAGAAAUUAUUCUAUGGUUCUUAAUCAUUUUGCAAGGAAGGGCUAAGAUGUCAAAUUCCCUAUAUUGACAUUGCUAGACUAUAAACUGUCCAUACCUGUAAUAUGAAGUGUUUGAGUUUUUAAUUGGGUUGUAUGAUCAGUAGUUCAUUUUGAAAAAGCUUUAUGAGAUCUCAGAAAUUGCAUGGUUUGUUGUUUAACGUAAUAUAAGAGAGCCUCCACUUCCUCAAGGAAUAUAUUCUAAAAUAUUUUUGCAAAUGUCCAAAUUGGUGAAACUACUAGAAAGUAAUGCAGAGAAGUAUGUAAUUACAAAGUGUAAAUAGCCUCUGGAGAGUUUUAUUGAAUACCUGGUAGCAAGCAGGUGGUGGCCAUGCCACACUGAGUUCCAGCCGCCAGCACUUCUCCUCUGUGAACCUUACGUGCCAGCCCUUCCACCUCUUGAGGCUCAGGUCAGUGCCUCAGACACGUAGAAUUUACUACCUGUCUCUCACUCUCUCUCUCUUUUUUUUGUAAGUAUAGAUUGGGAACAGUUGAAAACUCUUAAAUCCACAGAUGUCAGGGGUCUACUGUAGCAUCAAUAAGUAUUUAGCAGAAACUAACUCCAUAAUGAAUGGAAUUCAGUUCCACACAUGGUUGGUUCAAGCACACUUAUAAGUAGCCUAUGUUUUUUAUGUCUUUUUUAAAAUGUAAAUAUUUGGAUGAAUUUUUUGUUCGUUUUCUUAUGUUCCUGUGCUGCACCAACCAUGGUUUCAGAAUUCACUUUUUGAACAGGUUGGUUUCAUAAUCUGUAAAAUGAACUUAAGGAUCUUGUGUAUCAUACCUGUCUCUCAGAUGUGUGGGAAUAAUGUGUUCAUAAAGCAUGGAUCCAUCCUGGUUGUAUAGCUUCAUCAUUCACUGUGGUCUGUCUUACGCAGUAGGUGGCUUCUAAGACUGUUCCUGCCCCGUCGUGUUGUCUGAGGAGGGGGAAAUGGGAGAAGUGAGACCUCAAACUUAGAAACCUGAAGAAACAUAGGAAUCACAAGGAAAGGAACAUUGACUUGACUUUGAUGAGAUUUUUCAUCUUAAAUUGAGAAAGUGGUGACUUUGAUAGGAGGGAAAGGCAAAUUUAGUCCUUAGAAAAAAUAUUUAAAAGCAGUUGCCUAAAAGGCAUAUUUGCAGUGAAUUAAACUGAAAUUGUAUUUUGGCUCUUGGGGAGAGGAGGGACAGUGAUGUGCACUGAAGCCUUUAUUUAAUGGCUCGUGUUAUUUUGGAGGCACAGUAAAUGAAUGUAAUAAUAGGCAAGGCUACUUAUAGCAUUCAUCUUUUCUAGUACAGUGAUCUCCAUACCCUUGGUAUGAAGGAAAAUGCUCUUGGUUAGUGCAUUUGAAUAGUGAAAUAAUUUAAGUAAUUUACCACAGUUUUGGGUGGCAUCAUUUGUAGCUGUAGAGCUAAAAUCAGUAUAUUUGCUCUAAUUUUAUUAAAUAAAAUCCUGGUUUGAACUACUGUCUCUGGUUUAGUGAAGAGCAACUUAGCAUAAACAAGACCCUGUUACUAGUACAAGUGGAACAUUAGGUUUGGUUGCUAAGCAGUUCCGGAUGUCUAUAAGAACAUCAUCCUUAGAAGAUAUUGGGAGGGACGAACAAAACUUAAGAACUAACUUAAAAACUUCUAAAUAAUAAUUUCUUGAGGACUUCUAUGAACUUUACUAAUUAGCGUUUGUGUGGUGUUUCUAUCUUUUUCAUUUACGCAAAAGCAUGGACUUUACAGUAAUUAAUUACAUCACCUGAAGUUCUGGGGUCAGUUUUUCUUUUUUAGAUUUUAGAAUUAUUUUGGAAUAUAGCUCUUAGGUUUGGGUACCAUUUAACUGCUCUUGUAAAGCAGUGGGAAGGGAACGCAUUUAUUAAACAUCAGCUGUGUGCGCGCUAUUCUGAUGGCCCUUUCCAUUCAUUGCCUCAUAAACCUUCACAACAGCCCACUGAAGGAAGGUGAUACUGUUCUCAUUUUAUAGAUGAGAACAAAACCUCCUGAGUUUAAGAAGCUUGCUCAAGGUUACAUGUUAAAUAUGGAUUCAGGGCUUAUUCUAAAACUCACACGUUCUUUCCCCUGCACUGUGUUUAAGACAGAAAUUUCAUAAAACUAAGCAUUUGAGCAGUUCAUUAAUACUUGCUGUUCCAGAAUCCAGCACUCAGAAAGUUCAGAUAACCUCAGUACUGAAUGUACUACAUCUAUACUGUACCAUAGCAUAUAAAUACCAGUUAACCCCCCCAAAACCAAGCCCACUGCCAUCGAUUCUGACUCAUAGCGACCCUGUAGGUCAGAGUACAACUGCCACAUAGCGUUUCCAAGGCUGUAAAUCUUUAUGAAAGCAGGCUGCCACAUCUUUCUCUCGCAGAGCAGCUGGUGGGUUUGAACCACCAACCUUCUGGUUAGCAGCCAAGCACUUUAACCACUGCGCCACCAGGGCUCCCUCAGGUAACCCCAGAACAUUUUAAAAACCCAUUAUUGAACUACUAUAAAUUGAUUUGUUUGUUAGUGUUUAUGGUAUGAAUAUUUAAUUAUUUGAAAUUUGACACUUCAUUUUUGUUAUAUGAUUAUUCAGUUAUCCACAGCACCCUGUGAAUCUCUGUUAAUGACACAGUUCUUUAAAUGUCCCGUUGACUAAUAGAAUCAUGGUCUUUAAAAACAUUUUCUUCAAGAUAGAUUUAAUAGGUUGAUUAGGUUUUCAAGUAGUAAAGAGUUGAAAGAUGCAUCUUUAUAUUAGAGAUGAAAGAAAGUGAAGUAGUCGCCCUUGGGUUAUAUAACCCCUUAGUGGUAGAACUGGGAUUACAAGUUAAGGCUUCUGUCUAGCCUUCAUAUCUGAAUGGAUGUCUAGUCUUGAAAAAGACUAGACAUCGAUUCAAAUAUGAAUUUCUCUCAGGCAUAAUGGGGCCUGAGAACAUCCAGUACCCUUAGAAAAGAAAGUCCAUAAAUCACAAAGACGAUUUGUCUGUGCCUCCCUUUGUCCUCCUACUGUCCCUUAUGCUGAUUUCUGUCAUGGUAGUUGGGACAGUUUGACACCUUGUUGACAUGUCUGUUUGCCUCUGCUAGCCUGUGGACUCUCUGUCUUAUCCUCAGUUUAUAGUACAUGAUUAUAAUAUGGAACCCUAUCACUGUUUUUUAAAGAAAAGAAAUGUGGGCUGGUUUUCAUUUGCCGUUAUCCCAUGUGAUUGAAUGGUUCAGAAAUAUUCCUGGUGCUAACCCAGUAUCGUUAGCAUCCUGCCUCUCCCAGUCUGUAAGUCUGUGAGGUUGAACAGAGCAGUAUGGCAUGCUAGCCUAGAAGUUUGGAGACCUCUGGGUACUAGUAACAGUGUCCUUUGGAAGGCUGCUAAUCUCCAAUCUCCGUGUGUUCUUUUGUAAAUUGAGUGAUACUGGAGGUGUCAGUCCUAAAUUGUCCAAUUCUGUUACCUAUACACCCUUGAUAAAGUGUUACUGAUUCUUCCUUUAAAAUUUAGUUGUUGAUGUAGCAAAAAGAAAUAACUAAGGGAUAGCAUGGACUCUGGUGUCGUAUUGCCUGGGUUCAAAUUGCAGAUCUCUUUUCGUAGAAGGCAAAUUACAUGACCUUACUGUUCUUCAGUUUGGGGGCCUGCUUCAUAGGGUUGUUAGGAGUUAGUAUAUGUAAUGUGCUGCCUGGCGCACGGUGAGUGGUUGAUGUGAUUGUUGUAAACUACCAUAGUGUAAUAACAUGAAUGUAAUAACAUGCUUCUUGUUAUCCCAUGAAGCUUAAGGGGGAGGAGUGUAUAGUCCUUUUUGGACUUCAUUGUGGAAUAAUAGUUGAAUUCCACUGAAUAUACAAGCUAAAUAGUGUUCUUUUUUUAACUAACGAAUGAAAGUGUUAAGAUGGGCCUGUAAGAUGGCUGGCACUGGAUUUAAUAGUGAAUAUGACCAGAGUAAUAAAGCCAGCAAGGGGAGUUGCUUUUGUAAGAGACCUGUUAGAACCUGCACAUCCAGCUUGUGGCAGUCUUUCUCAGAAUACUUGGCGAGUUCCCAGUGAUGCCAUUGCUGUCCACAGCAUUUUUUAAACUCACCUCAGAAUUUCAGCACAGACCAGGAGCAACCCAAGGCAAGUCGAUCCCCUUUCUGCAUAGUUAGGUUUUCUCCAGAAAUCAUACCAAUCCAAUCACCCAUCUUAGUCACAUUUGUCAAAAUAGGUGCUUAAGGAGAAAAGGAGUUUGAGAAAUACUUCAGUCAAGCAGAGUGCCAUACUGAACAGAUUUGUGUCAAGCAUCUACUGUGCUCUUUUGCAUACACUGUCAUGGAUCCUGACACUGCCCUGUAUCACCCGAUUGUCAGUGAUGAAACAGCUCCGCAGAGCCCAGAGUCACUUGGCUCCUCAGAUUUGGUCCCUUGCUGUUUCCGGCUUUGUUGGAAUAAGGUCUGUUCAGUACUUUGACAGGGAGCACCUUCACAUUUAUACACAAAAGACAGUCACAGCACUUAGGAUUUGCUUGAUACUUUAUAUCCUGGUGCUUUGCAUAUUUUAUGCAGCCACAGUCCGAAGUCAAACUACGUGCUCACCCUGGACAGUGGCUCUUUUAAGAGGACGCCUGGGUUAAAGCAGUUGGGGCCUCGGUACAUAAGAAAACAAGAUUUCAUCCCCUUGAUCUCUGCUUCUGAGCAGUUACUAAUUAGAAGUUGCAUGCGUUUUAAGGUUUUCAAGUUUGACCGUACGGUCUGGUGGCACUCUUUAUGGUCUCCGCAGUGGGACGUAAGCUCUUGGCUCAGGCUGUAGUCCGUUCAUCACGAGACCGAGUGGACAGUGGGCAGUCUGCUGAUAAAACAGUGACUGCAGGAUCGCUCCAAAUGGCUGUGUGGGAAUAUUUUAUCUUGACUUUUUCCUUGCUUGAAUUCCACCUGAAAAAUACAUAUCCAGUUUAUACUAAAGACCCCUGCCUAGAAGUGCUUUGAUUGCAGGAAGCAUCACUAAGAAUCUGUCACCCACUGGUCACUACAACGGCCUGAUAGGUCGCAUUUCCAGGACUAACCCUGCUUGUGGCGCUCUUGGUCAUGUCUGCAGUGAACCAUCCUGUGCUGACUGCAGUCUGCCCCAGGAGCUCAGCACUGUUCCUCUCUCUGUGGUUGACCCUCAUUCAUUGCCACCAGUUCCUGUCUGUUCAGAUUCCUGAGAGACCUCUCUCUCUGCAGAGGUGUGCCUCCUUUCCCAUCAUCUCUCCAUCGCUGGCUUCUCCCUGUUGGUGCUCACCUGUGCGAAACCUUCCUGUUUGGGUCUUCUGCAGGACCCUGUUGCCUCUGGCGGCAUUCCUGUAUUUGCUUGUUCCUCCUUUGUCAGAAUAGCUCCUAGGCUAUGGCUUCCUUUUCUUCACCAGGCUUUCGAUCUUUUAAGUUUCCUUCAGUGUAGCUUCUGCCUCCAAAUGCCUGCUCUCUCAGGAUCUAACAUCUCAGUAUAAACUUGCCAGAGCCACCUUCAGUCUUGAUUCCCAGGCCAUGUGCAUUUAACACGUUUGACCACCAGCCUGCAAUCCUCCUGCUCUUCUCUGACCCUGCUCUUAGCCCCGUUCUCUUGUUAACAAACCCCACGCUCCUGACGCAUUGUUCCUCUAAAGACUUGGGAGAGCUCGGCAGUUCUCUGCUGAGGAAGUAAUCUUCUUAGUGUCAUUCUAACUGCCUGUGGUUCAUCUUCACUUCUGUUUGUUAAUGUAACCUGAACUCAACAUCUUAGAUGUUUAUUUCCCCCCUUAAAGCUCCCCCAUCUAACUUAUCACUGCUGAGUAACAUGACUCUCCCAUUUAUCCAGGCUUAAAUCUUAAGGGGCCCCUGGCACAAUGUUCUGCACAGAGGUAUUUAAUAAGUGCUUACUGAUUUUAGCUCUGCUGUGAGUGAGAUUUUGCUUCUCUCCACUCUUCACGUCGAAAUCUAACAAUUUACAGAAGUUGGACGCAAUCGGAAUUCUUCACAGUAAAACAGUGAUCCAGGAGGUAAUUAGGGGUGAGUUUGGUAGGGGCAGAAUACCUCUGGUUCAAAAUAUUUCUUUUCUAUUACUUAAUUGACUACAGAGGGGUUUGGGUUUGCUGUUUUAAUUUUAGUGCCUGCAAACUGGAAAUGUGGUUUUCUGGCCAUGCAUUUCAGUCAAAUUCAUUUAUGACAAAAUUUUUUUCUGCAGUGUGAGAUUUUUUCUGGUGACAAUGUCUGAGAAUGUUAUUUGGCUGUCUUGGGGUUGACUGUUUAAGAAAGUGGGGGUAAUGAAUUUGUAAAAUUCCCGUGCAACUUUGAGAAAUAUUCCUGCUCUAUGAGUAUCCAGAAACCACAUUUUUCCAGUGUGGUAAACCAAGGUGUACGUGAGCACUUUUCUUCCUUGGUUACUUUCAUCAUCUGACCUACUGCUUGAGCUGGUCUAGGCCAAUUGCUGUCCGGUCUGAUCCAUCUUUGUACUUAUUUAUGCCUUAAUUAAAGCUGAUCUUGAAAGUAUUUACAUGCGAUACAGAAUGUUCUCUAAAGUGCCAGUGCUGUAUUUCCACUGAGUCUUGAAGAUGAGAAGCACAGAGUGAAUCUAAAAAAUUAAGUCAAUAAACAAGAAAAGGAAAAAUGAAAAACCCCAAUUUUGAUCUUAAUUUCCCCCAGAAGUUGGAAAGAAGUUCAAACAUUUUCUCUGCAUAUAAAAUUUGGACAAUUCAAAUUUCACAGUAAUGUUUUAAAAUAAAGGUGAUUUAAGACAAAUCUUGCAUAUCUGGCUGUUAGCUAGUUUACUGUUCAAAUAUAAUGGUCAUAAGACACCUCUCCCC
Messenger RNA from Trichechus manatus latirostris (Florida manatee), 9029 nucleotides. It is a transcript of the gene SSR1, whose product is annotated as signal sequence receptor subunit 1. Gene Ontology annotation, cellular component: endoplasmic reticulum; endoplasmic reticulum membrane. The record is from RefSeq and is a predicted model, not a curated record. The transcript has 8 exons. The coding region runs from base 80 to 940 and encodes 286 amino acids. Lineage: Eukaryota; Metazoa; Chordata; Mammalia; Sirenia; Trichechidae.